AUGGAGAAAGACCUUUCCGACAUUCCUGCACCAGACGCCGCUGGGCCAGCCACGAUACUUGCAGGCAUAAAUAGCCAGAAGGAGACAGAACCAUCGACGUCCCUUGAGUGGGCGAGUAAUCCUAGGAAUCCUGUCAACUGGUCUCCCACACGGCAAUGGGGCAUCAUCGUCCUCCUCUGGGGUGCCAACACUGUGGCCUCUAUCUGUUCUACUGCUUUCGAACCUGCCCUGCCGUUCGUCCUGGAUGAUUUCGGUACUCAUAGUGAUACUCUAUCCUCGUUCACCAUUUCAAUAUAUCUCAUAGGGUUUUGCUUUGGUCCACUGUUAAUCGCCCCUGUGAGUGAGCUUUAUGGACGCGUUAUUGUGCUGUACCCCAGCUUCGUAGUCUACCUCGGUGCCCUAGCCAUCUGUGGGAGCAGCAACAAUAUCGCUGUGUUCAUCGUCUUCCGUGCCCUGAUGGGGUUUGCAGGCAUUACGUUUCUGAUUUGUGGACGGGCUGUUGUCGCAGAUAUAAUUGCACCCAAGCGGCGUGGUCUGGCGGUGACGUUUAUAACUAGCGGUGCUACAUUUGUAACUGACAGCCCAGGACCAAUUGUCGGCGGCUAUAUCGCCGAGACCAUUGGAUGGCGAUGGAUUUUCUGGAUUUCAAUGACAUUUUUGGGAGCAUGCAUGCUCGGAUGUCUACUCACUCUCCGAGAGACAUAUCCUCCAAUUGUCCUCGCUCGUCACCUCAAGCAGCAAGCAGACAGCACCAAAGCAGCAGAAAAGCCAGCGUCACAGUUAUUGAUCACAGCAUGCACCCGUCCCCUUCGGUUCAUAUUUCGCACACGCUUAAUACCCCUUUUUACUCUCUACACCUCCAUUCUCAACUCCUAUCUCUUCAUCCUACUUUCGACCCUCGGGACCACUUUCCAAAGCAGCUAUAGAUUCUCACCCGGUGCUAGCGGCCUUGCAUAUCUUGGAAUGAUGGCAGGCUUUGUGCUCAGCCAAGCUACUUUGGGUGUAUUCUCUGACUUCUAUGCCAAUCGGCAAAGUCAAAGACGCCCGGAUAAGACCAUCAAACCGGAAGAUCGACUUCCACCUCUCAUUCUUGGAGCCGUAAUUCUUCCUGGUGCUCUUCUUUUUUACGGGUGGACCUUGGAAAGGCACACGAUGUGGAUUGCCCCCAUAAUCGGGAGUGGCCUUGUGGCUUUUGCAGCCAUGUACUCUUACAUUCCUGUGCAGAUAUAUGUGAUCGAUGUGUAUACUCUCCACACAGCCAGUGCUACCGGUGCCAUGUCUAUUAUCCGCAGCGCCAUAUCGGCGGCAGUACCUCUCGGCGCAGAUCCGUUGUAUGCGCGCUUGGGAUAUGGAUGGGGAUAUACAUUGCUUGCGGGCUUGGCUUUACCAUUUAUUAUACUUGGUGUUGUACUUGUGAGAUGGGGAGAAAGGAUUCGGCAAAGGGAAUCCGCACUUGAUUAG
Talaromyces stipitatus ATCC 10500 is the source of this 1461-nucleotide messenger RNA. RefSeq lists its product as uncharacterized. Lineage: Eukaryota; Fungi; Ascomycota; Eurotiomycetes; Eurotiales; Trichocomaceae. Gene Ontology annotation, molecular function: transmembrane transporter activity. Bases 1 to 1461 code for a protein of 486 amino acids. The record is from RefSeq and is a predicted model, not a curated record. The transcript has 4 exons. Gene Ontology annotation, biological process: transmembrane transport.